CACUCAGCACAUCCAUGGCUCUGCUCAUUACAACAAGUAUGCCACUCAUUGCAACAGUCGAUUCACCUGCUGAGUUAGCAACAACAGUACCAUUUAAUAAAACAACACAAGUAAAGGAAACUGUCGCACCACUCAAAAUAACAGACAGACCAUUAAAUACAGCAGUUACACCUCACAGUACACCUGUUGCGCCACUCAACACAGGUGUCACGCUUUAUACAACAGUCACAACAUUAAAUGCAACAGGAACACCUCUCAUUUCAACUUUCACUUCAUCCAAAACUGCUGAAAAUGUGACACAAUCUAACACAAGUUCUCAAUUCACAACCACAAUAUUUCCCCCAAAUACAACACUAUUUAACUCGACAGCACCAUCACAAAGUAUAUUACAUUUAAAUGCAAGGACACAACUGACCACCAAAUCCGCAUUCACAGCACAGUUAAACUCAACUGGACCAGAAAACACAACAAUAUCUAAUGCUACAUCAUUUACUCACCACAGUGCAACAUCUCCAAUACAAACUAGUACAAAAUUAUCACUAUUUAACACAACACUUACUAAUAAAACUACUCUGCCUGUUCACAUCUCUGAAAACAAAACAUCAUUUAAUAUUAAACAAUAUAACACAACCAUUCCUCUUCAAAAUGCAACAAACUCUCAUACCGCAGCCCCAAACAAAACACAGCCUCUUCAGAAUAAAACAGAAUUCAGUACAACAGCAAUUCCAUAUAACACAACCUCUUAUGCUGUGGCACCCUCAGACAAUACAACACAAGCCAACACAACAACAUUAGCAAUUCAUUUAGAAGAAUCAAACACAACACAACCUCUUGAGAAUACAACAGAAUUCAGUACAACAUCGAUGACAUACAACACAACACAACUUCGGAAUAAUUCUACACUGGAGACCACUGGUGCUGAAACUACUACCACUGAACUCACAACAACAAAUACACCACAAGUCAAUACCACAAUGUAUAUACUUAAUUUCACAACUUUCAAUACAACAAUGGAUAUUCCUGAUAUAUUGUAUUCCAAUGUAACAUACCCUCUGUUCAACACAACACAAAACAAUGCAACAGACUUUCUAAUGAACACGACCCUGUUCAACACAACGGAAACACCACUGUAUGUAACUACUCACAACAGCAGUGAUACCAGUCGUAGUAUCAACAUAACAGAGACCUCCAACAGUACAUCAGGACUGAAUACAACAGCAAGCCCUGUAGUAGAUACAACACAGUUUAACUCCACAAACACAAUGAAGGUACAUUCAACAACCUUCCCAACAACAGAAAAUAUCACCAGUGGGCCAACUGGCUAUCCAUCAGAGCACAUCACAACAGUUAGUCUCCUCAACACAACACAGUUAAAUGGCUCAUUAGAAAAAGCUUUCACUGAUAAUACAAUAAUGAAUACAACCACAACAAUCAAUCCAAUCAACAUUCAACACAACACAACCAUUAACACGAUUGUCACCAAUAACAGUACAGCUCUCACAACUGCUGUGCCAGUUAUACAUCCAAGCUCUCCUCGGAGCAGCUACAAUUUUACAGUAGCAUCUUCAAUUGUCACUCAAACAACCAGCAGAGUGAAUACACUGGGAAUCACUGCAAGACCAGCUGUGCCAGCCACAUCUACUAUCACCACAGCGACAACUUCAGAAAUCGCAACAAUUGAAAGCCAAGACUCGUUGGCAAAUGAUCUUCUUAAUCAAACAAAGGAUGUAACAACUCUAAACUCAUCAGAGGUGAAUAAGUUGGUCAACCAGCUUGAGAAUCUGCUCACUGCACCCAUCAUAAGUCUGGAACUGGGCCAAACAGUGCUGUCCGUCAUCAACAACUUACUAAACAGCUCUAGUGAUACUCUGGCUACCUCCUCUAACCGACUGAUCAGAGCUGUGGAUAGUCUGGGUCUAAAACUGUUGAUUUGGGACCAGACCGAGAGCAUUGCAUUUGAAUCACUCUCUUUGGCUGUGACCAAAGUCGAUGGGACCAACUUUGGGACAACAUCAUUUUCAGUCGCAAAUCCCUUAAACCCACAGGUGACUAAAGGAUUUCAAAGAGAAGUCAAAGCAGUGGAAAGCUCUUCUUCUCUGGGAAAAAUAACACUGCCUGCCUCCUUGACAGAAAACCUCUCUCCUGAAGAACAGAAAAUCGCCUCCAGAGUCCAGUUCACCUUCUUCCAGAAAAGCACUUUCUUUCAGGACAAAGCAUUGACCCAACAGUCUCUAAACAGCCACAUUCUGGGCUCUAGUGUGGCUAACCUGUCAAUCAAAAACCUGAAGGAGAAUGUGGAGUUUACUUUGAAGAAUAAACAGCCAGUUGCAGGGAACUAUGUAGCUUCCUGUGUAUUCUGGGACUUUGACCAAAAUGGAGGUUUAGGAGGCUGGAGUUCAAGUGGCUGUUUUGUCAAGAACAGCAGCACUGUGAAUGAGACUGUUUGCAGCUGUAAUCAUCUCACCAGCUUUGCAGUGCUUUUGGAUGUUAGCCGGCAAGGCAUAACUGAUCGUUUGCAGGCCACCAUCCUAACCUUCAUCACUUACAUCGGUUGUGGGGUCUCCGCUAUCUUUCUCUCAGUUACUCUGCUCACUUACCUUGCAUUCGAUAAAAUCCGCCGUGACAUCCCCUCCAAGAUCUUGAUCCAUCUGUGCUUUGGCCUGCUCUUGUUGAACCUGGUUUUCUUGUUGGACUCGUGGUUGGCACUGUACCCAAACGCCGUAGGCCUCUGCAUUUCUACAGCUUUCUUCCUGCACUACUUCCUAUUGGUCUCCUUUACCUGGAUGGGGUUGGAAGCUCUGCAUAUGUACCUAGCCAUUGUCAAGGUCUUCAACAACUACAUGUCCAGAUAUAUGCUGAAGUUCUCCCUGGUGGGCUGGGGAGUCCCUUUGAUUGUUGUCAUUAUUCUGAUUGUGGUAAACAAGGACAACUAUGGCCUUUUAAGCUAUGGGAAAUAUUCGGAUGGAACUACAGAUGAUUUCUGUUGGCUCAAAAAUGACAUAGCGUUCUACGUGGGCGUCGUGGCAUACUUCGGUAUUAUAUUUGUGUUGAACAUUGCCAUGUUUGUAUUGGUAAUGGUCCAUCUGAGACGGAUCAAGCAGCGGAACCCCCACAAUAACCAGUACCGCAGUGGAGUACAUGACAUUCGUAGCAUUGCAGGACUCACUUUCCUGCUGGGCCUUACCUGGGGCUUUGCCUUUUUUGCCUGGGGACCCGUUAACUUGGCCUUCAUGUACCUGUUUGCCAUCUUCAAUUCCCUACAGGGCUUUUUUAUUUUUCUAUUCCACUGCGCUCUAAAGGAGAAUGUCCGUAAACAGUGGAGAAUGUACCUCUGCUGUGGCAGGUUACGAUUAAAUGAAAACUCAGAGUGGAGUCGGACAGCUACACAAAGCAAAAACACUAAGAAGGCUUCAAUUCUUACAUCAGACUCUAAUUCAGUGAGCCACAGUGCACCCUGAAGCUCAGUGUGCAGCGAUGAAUCAGUGCUGUCCAAUGGCAUUGGCUCACCAACUGACGAUAGUCUGAUCAUGUCUGAGGAAACAACUGAUGAUGUGGUUCUCAAUGAAAUCAACAGUCAACUCAGAUCACGGAUCAGAUCUGUGUAGUCUUCGGGAAACCAUUGAGGUGACACAAAACAGGGGAAGAAGCAGGCAAUUAAACAUUCUGUUUGUGUUCCAGGGUUAAGUUCCUGAGUUUUGGAACUCGGCUCCAAAAAACAAACUUGCACAAGAAAAAUGUCCUUUUUCAUCACUCUCUCUGAAUGAUAAUAACAUCCAGUGAAGCAUGCAGUGUUAAGUUUCAGACAUUUUGUUAUUUGUUAUUGAGCCAGGCCGCUUGGAGCUGUCCAUGUGAGACAUAGAAUGCAAGAUAGCAAUGACCUAUGGGAGCCAAUUGCAUAAAAAUAUCCCCUUACUGAGAAGUGAGGAAAUGUUAUAUUACAGCCCACUUUUUCAGCUUCAAGUUUUUUUUAAUGGAGUUUUAAACACCUAUAUAUUUUCAGUGAACAGUAUUAAAUGCCUCCUAAUCUGUGAUAUGCAAUAAAACAUGAAAAUGUGAGCGCAGAUGAUUGCAGUGCAUGAAAUGAUGCUUACAAAAAAAAAAAAAAAAAAAAGAAACAUUUUAAAAUAAAGUAAAUGAAGGACUACACUUAUAAUUAUGGGGUAAGGGGAAAUGAAAAUACUUUGUAAGCUUUUUGUUUCCUUUUUACCUUUAAUUUUGAUUUAAAAAAAAAUACAAAAUAAAAAACACAACAAUGUACCAGACAUGUGUUGAAGAGAGACUGAGAUAAUGUUCAACUCUGGGUCUAGUUGUCAAUAUGGUAGUUCUUUUUUUUUUUUUUUUUUUUUUUACAGUGAUCCUCAACUUCGUAGUCCUUACAUAACGAGGAAGUAUGGAAGAAACUUUUUCUGAAAAUAGCAGUGAAAUGUAAUCAUAUAUUUUUUUUUUUGUAUGUACUGUAUAAAAGAACAAUUGUCUGUAAAUUGUUUUUAAACAGGAAACUAGGUUAUUUUUUGUCAUAGUAUAGUAAUAUGAUUUAUUAUAUUUUUUUAUUUUAGUUAUUCACAAUUACAGUAUGUAGUUUAAUGUUGAGAAUUUCACAUUUGUGCAUUUAAAGCAGAAGUAGGAAUUCUAACAUAAUACAUAAUUUAUUAUACAUUAUCUUCAUCUAAAAAUCAUUAUUUAUUUUUUGUGUACAGUAAAUGUAGAUUCUAAGCAAACACUGAACAUUCCCUUAUUGUUAGUGUAUGUUGCCAUUUGAUUCUUUUUAGCCAAUUCCUAAAGUUCUAUGAACUUUCUUCUUUUUAGGUUUUAUAUUUUAAGACUAUAAACUUGCAUUCCUAUAAUGUUGCAGGGAGGUUUUUGUGUGACAACCAAAUAAGAAUGUAAACAGAAUGUUACCUGAUGGUUAUUAUUAGGCUUCAGCUUUUAUAACAAAAAACAAAUGGAGCUGUCAAAUGGAGCAGUCAAAACAACCUGGAGCUGAACCCGCUCAAAACGGUGGAGAUGAUUGUGGACUUUAGGAGGAACACCCCAACACUGACCCCCCUCACCAUUCUAAACAACACUGUGGCAGCAGUGGAGUCAUUCAGGUUCCUGGGCACUACCAUCUCACAGGACCUGAAGUGGGAGACACACAUUGACUCCAUUGUUAAAAAAGGAAGUUGUACUUCCUUCGCCAGUUGAGGAAGUUCAACCUGCCACAGGCACUGCUGAUACAGUUCUACUCAGCAGUCAUUGAGUCUGUCCUCUGCACUUCAGUAACUGUCUGGUUUGGUGCAGAUACCAAAUCGGAUAUCAGAAGACUACAGAGAACAGUUCGGACUGCUGACAGGAUUAUUGGUUGCCCCCUGCCCUCCCUUCGAGAACUGUACACUUCUAGAGUGAGGAAAAGGGCUGGAAAAAUCACUCUGGACCCCACUCACCCCAGGCUAUCCAUCUCAUGAACAGUUAAAACUGCCCCAUUGAGUAAUAAUUAUGUGCAAUUCACUGUUUAGUCUUUUUAUAUUUAUCCAACACAUCGUGCCUCUUCUGCCAUUAAAUUUCUUUGCACUGUAUAUAACAGAUUUGUAUUUGCACUACGUAUAUAUCUAUAUAUAUGUGUGUGUGUGUGUGUGUGUGUGUGUGUGUGUGUGUGUAUAUAUAUAUAUAUAUAUGUAUGUAUGUAUGUAUGUAUGUAUGUAUGUACAUACAGGGUUGGGGAGUAACGGAAUACAUGU
Molecule: messenger RNA, 5717 nt
Organism: Myxocyprinus asiaticus (Chinese sucker)
Lineage: Eukaryota; Metazoa; Chordata; Actinopteri; Cypriniformes; Catostomidae
Product: adhesion G-protein coupled receptor G2-like
Exons: 14
Coding region: 15-3458 (1147 amino acids)
Biological process (GO): cell surface receptor signaling pathway; adenylate cyclase-activating G protein-coupled receptor signaling pathway
Cellular component (GO): membrane
Molecular function (GO): G protein-coupled receptor activity
Source: RefSeq, a predicted model, not a curated record